AGCACUGGACUCUUACCUAAUAGUUUCGUCGCUUUUUCCGCGAUUUUCGCAAUCCCAAAAUCCGUUUUUUUAUUUUGGUCUCCUCCGAUCUCGCUUCCCACUUCCCUACACCAAAAUUUGAUUUUAUUUUUCCUUCACCCAAUUUACCAAUCAUGCCUCCCGCAAGCAGCACUAAUGGUGGAAACACAAGUAAUAACAACAUCAGUAUAGUGUGGUUCAGGAGGGACCUUAGAGUGGAGGACAACCCAGCUCUUGCUGCUGGUGUUAGGGCUGGAUAUGUGGUUUCUGUUUUCAUUUGGGCUCCAGAAGAAGAAGGCCACUACUUUCCUGGAAGAGUUUCCAGGUGGUGGUUGAGCCAGAGUUUGAAGCAUCUCGAUUCCUCCCUUAGGAGCCUUGGGUCUAAUCUUAUUACAAAGAGGUCUUUUGAUACUGCUUCAACUCUUGUUGAUGUUGUGAAUUCUACUGGUGCUACAAACCUUUUCUUUAAUCAUCUCUAUGAUCCUUUAUCUCUUGUGAGGGAUCACCGGAUCAAGGAGCUUCUGUCUUCUCGAGGUCUCACUGUUCGAUCUUUUAAUGCUGAUUUACUUUAUGAACCAUGGGAAGUUGCAGAUGAGAAUGGUUGUCCAUUUUCAACUUUUGAACCAUUCUGGAAUAAAUGCCUUAACAUGCCAUAUGAUCCUGCAGCUCCCCUCUUACCACCAAAAAGGAUUAUAUCAGGUGAUGUGUCAAGGUGCCCCUCAGAUACUCUUGUUUUUGAGGAUGAAUCUGAGAGGGGAAGUAAUGCUCUUCUUGCAAGAGCUUGGUCUCCAGGAUGGCGGAAUGCUAAUAAGGCGCUAAAUGCUUUUAUCAAUGGACCAUUGAUUGACUACUCGGUGAACCGAAGAAAGGCAGAUGGUGCAACAACCUCUCUCCUUUCUCCUCAUCUACAUUUUGGUGAGCUCAGCGUUCGAAAAGUCUUUCACCUUGUCCAGAUCAAGCUGCUUGUAUGGAUUAAUGAGGAAAACGAAUCUGGAAAAGAGAGUGUAAACUUGUUUCUCAAGUCUAUUGGCCUCCGGGAAUACUCUAGGUACUUGAGUUUCAAUCAUCCUUUCAGCCAUGAAAGGCCACUUUUAUCACACCUCAAAUUUUUUCCUUGGGUUGUUGAUGAAAACUACUUUAAAGCAUGGAGGCAGGGUAGAACUGGUUAUCCUCUUGUUGAUGCUGGGAUGAGAGAACUUUGGGCCACUGGAUGGCUACAUGAUCGAAUUCGUGUGGUUGUGUCCAGCUUCUUUGUGAAAGUAUUGCAACUUCCAUGGAGGUGGGGAAUGAAGUACUUUUGGGAUACACUUCUGGAUGCUGAUCUUGAAUGUGAUGCUUUAGGUUGGCAGUAUAUAUCCGGUACACUUCCGGAUGGUCGAGAAUUUGAUCGUAUUGAUAACCCUCAGUUUGAGGGCUACAAAUUUGAUCCAAAUGGAGAAUAUGUCCGCCGCUGGCUUCCUGAACUCAUCAGGCUACCAACUGAAUGGAUACACCAUCCAUGGGAUGCGCCUGAACCUGUACUCCAGGCCGCUGGCAUUGAGCUCGGUUCCAACUAUCCUCUUCCCAUAGUAGAAAUAUCUGCAGCCAAAGAAAGAAUACAAGAGGCUCUUAUUGAAAUGUGGCAAAUUGAAACUGCUUCAAGGACUGCCAUGGAGAAUGAAACAGAAGAGGGUCUUGGCGAUUCUUCUGACUUACCCCCUUUUUACUAUCCUCAAGAAAUAGAUAUGGAAGCGGAUCCCGAGCCUACUAGGGCUAAUAAUCUCCAGACAACAACAAGGAGGUACAUAGAUCAGAUGGUACCAAGCAUAACUUCUUCGUUUGUUAGAAACGAUGAAGAUGCGAUCUCUGUAGAUAUAAGCAGCACUAGGGAAGAUGGCAGAGCCGAAGUGCCGACAAAUGUAAAUUUUGAUGACCAAACUCAUGGAGCUACUGAUCAAGAUGGUGCUGCAGUGGUGAGGAAUAAUGCGGUUUUAGAGUUCAACCCUGCCAGGUUGCAGAAUAGAUUGGAGUUUUCAGAGGAGUCAUCCAGCAGCUACACAGAAAGAGAUGGAGGACUGGUUCCUGUAUGGUCCCCUUCGAACCUAUCUGAGCAUUUCAUCUCUGAAGAAACAAGCGUCAGAACUAGUGCUUAUUUGCAAAGGCAUCCCCAGUCGCAUCAGAUGAUGAACUGGAGGCAGAUUUCACCACCACUCUUUUGCUGACAAAAUACAAAUUCUAUGUGGCAGGAGAAGUUGGGAAGUAGAGAGCACAUUGCACCCAAAUGCUAUUGGUUAGAUUCUAUGAAAACAAGUCAAAAUGUGGGCAAAAUCCAUCCCUUUGUUCUUAUAUCACUUUGCAGACAGUAAGGUACUGUAGAUUCCAGUGAUAGCUAUUGUAUAGGUACUUCUACCAGUGUUGUGCUGUGCUGCUUUUCAUAAAUUUGAGUUUGAUGAGGAGUUUAUGUGCAAAUCUCACUAAUUUCAUCUUUUGCCAGAUAAUAAAAUAUUGCAUGGAUGGUGCAGCAUGUGAAUAUUCUAUUAUGCUGUUGUGCUAAUUAUUUAAUUUGUUUA
Molecule: messenger RNA, 2567 nt
Organism: Dendrobium catenatum
Lineage: Eukaryota; Viridiplantae; Streptophyta; Magnoliopsida; Asparagales; Orchidaceae
Product: cryptochrome-1
Exons: 5
Coding region: 153-2219 (688 amino acids)
Biological process (GO): blue light signaling pathway; entrainment of circadian clock by photoperiod; circadian regulation of gene expression
Cellular component (GO): cytoplasm; nucleus
Molecular function (GO): blue light photoreceptor activity; DNA binding; FAD binding
Source: RefSeq, a predicted model, not a curated record